This is a messenger RNA of Sardina pilchardus (European sardine), 2307 nucleotides long. RefSeq lists its product as uncharacterized. Gene Ontology annotation, molecular function: nucleic acid binding. Gene Ontology annotation, biological process: DNA integration. The transcript is spliced from 7 exons. NCBI's taxonomy places the organism in Eukaryota, Metazoa, Chordata, Actinopteri, Clupeiformes, Clupeidae. The record is from RefSeq and is a predicted model, not a curated record. Bases 1 to 2307 code for a protein of 768 amino acids.
AUGGUGGCAACAACAGCAGGGGUGGUAGCAGCAGGGGUGGUAGCAGCAGCAGCAGGGGUGGUGGUGGCUGCAGCAGGGGUGGUGGAGACUGAGUCGGCGGGACCCCAGGGCGACGAGACGGGCGAUGGACACUCUACGGCGGUGGAGGAGGCUACAGUAGUGGCGGUGACGGUUCCCAUGUCGGCGGCGGCGGCUGAGGUGGUGGGAGACGAGGUGUGGGCAGCGGCGACAGCGGUGCCAACGGUGACGACAGCGUUGAAACAGUGGGGCCGGACUCAACCAGAUGCCACCCUCCUAGACGUCAGGGCCGAAGCUAUCAGCACGGCCCAGCCCUUUUUGAGCAGCCCUCUGUGCAGCAGGCCCCGAGGGCCCUCCAGCAUGCCCUACAAUCGUGCCAUCAAGCGCAACCAGGGGACCAGAGACACCGACCUGGUAUUGCUAAGGUCCGAGGGGUUUUGGGGAGACAGGAAGAAGCCACCACUGUUGAUGUUCAGUCCGUUCAGGCCAGCAAACUGGGAGAUCCGCUUGGGUCUUUGGAUCUGGGUGUCCUUUCAGAAUUAUGAAGCCGUAAAAGCCCACAUUAAUCAACUUUUGGAGGCUCAGGUGAUUCGGGAGAGCUGUAGCCCUUACGCAUCCCCCAUUGUCCUCGUACGCAAAAAAGAUGGCAGUCUUAGGAUGUGCGUCGAUUACCGCCAGCUUAAUGUAAAAACACGGCGUGAUGCCUUCCCACUACCCCGGAUAGAAGAGUCGUUGGAUGCGCUAUCGGGGGCUCACUGGUUUUCAACACUCGACUUAGCAAGUGGCUACAAUCAGGUGCCGGUGGCCGAGAAGGAUAAAGCAAAGACCGCCUUUUGUACUCCCUUUGGCCUAUUUGAGUUCAAUCGGAUGCCUUUUGGGCUAUGCAACGCCCCCAGUACUUUCCAGCGACUAAUGGAACGAAUUUUUGGUGCUCAACACUUUCAAACCUUGCUGUUGUACUUGGAUGAUGUAAUUGUUUUCUCGUCCACAGUAGAAGACCACCUACAGCGGUUGGAUUCUGUACUGACCCGGUUGCAUUUUGAGGGCCUGAAGGUGAAACUUGAAAAGUGCUGUUUUUUUAGAACUGAGGUAAAGUACUUGGGCCAUGUUAUCUCCAAGGAUGGGGUAGCUACAGACCCCGACAAAAUAAAUGCGGUUGCAAAGUGGGUUCGUCCCUCGACUGUGUCAGAGCUACGGUCAUUUUUAGGCUUUGCAAGCUAUUAUCGGAGAUUUGUAGAGGGGUUCUCUCAGAUGGCUACCCCCCUUCAUCGCGUGGUGGCCGAGCUGACAACGACUCAGACUAAGAAGGGAGCAGGGAAGUUACUCGGAGAUGCAUGGACCAGUCAGUGUGAACAAAGCUUUCAGGAUCUUAAAUCUAGGCUUGUUACGGCUCCACUGUUAGCAUAUGCUGAUUUCUCUUUGCCUUUCAUUUUAGAAAUCGACGCCAGCUUGAGCGGAUUGGGAGCCGUUCUGUCUCAAGAUCAAGGAGGGCAGGUGAGACCAGUGGCCUAUGCUAGCCGGACAUUAAGCAGAGCUGAGAAGAACAUGCCAAAUUACAGCUCCAUGAAAUUGGAAUUCUUGGCCCUGAAAUGGGCAAUGAGUGAAAAAUUCAGAGAGUACCUGCUCGGCCAGAAGUGCGUCCUGGUGAAGGAAUGGUUCUACCGGUUUGGGGUCCCAGCACGAAUCCACUCCGACCAAGGACGGAACUUUGAAAGUGUUCUGAUCCAGCAACUUUGUACUCUUUAUGGAGUUCAGAAAACGCACACCACCCCUUACCACCCACAGGGAAAUGGACAGUGCGAAAGAUUCAAUCGGACACUGCACAGUCUGCUUCAGACCCUUCCCUCCAACAAGAAACAUGAUUGGCCAGCCUACCUACCGCAAGUCCUCUUCUCAUACAACACUACAAUCCAUCAGACCACAGGGGAGUCUCCGUACCUCUUGAUGUUUGGCCAGGAACCACGCUUGCCCAUUGACUUUCUUCUUGGCAGAGUCCAUGAACUCUCAUCAGGUUCCGUUGACGACUGGUUGAGGGAACACCAGCAGCGACUCCAGACCGCCUUUGAUGGUGCCAAGGACCGUCUACAGGAAGCUGCCCGCAUCCGGAAGGAACGGAAUGACCAGCACCUGACCCGCGAAGAUCUUCGAGAGGGGGACCUGGUGUAUCUUCAGAAUAAAGCCUUUCAGGGGCGGGCCAAGAUUCAAGAUACGUGGGGCUCUAGGAAGUAUCGGAUAAUCAAGGCUCCGUCUGGUGCUAAGGCGGGACCCACCGGUGGACAUCCCUCCUGA